CUCUUCAACUUUAACUUAAAAAUAUCGGUUGUCCAAUCAUGUAGUAGAGAUCAUAAAACAUCAGAUAUAGUUACAUUUUUCAUAUUCAAUAAAACCAUCCAUGAUAUUUUCAUGUGUAUAAAUAGCAUCCAUAAUCCAUAUCAUCUACUCCCUAUUCUCCAGUAAUGACUAGUAGUAAAACAACUCUCUAACUACUAAAACUAAAAAUAGAAGAAAAAACAUGAGUCCCACCACCGACGAAAUCGAAGUGAAAGAUUUCGUGGUGAACCAAAAGAAUGGAGUGAAAGGACUCGUCGACUUUCUAACCCUAACCACACUUCCUUCUCCAUACAUUCAACCUCCUCAAGAACGCUUCACUUCCGACAAGAUCCUCUUCGGAUCACCUGUCCCGGUCAUUGACGUGUCCAAUUGGAAUGACCCGCACCUGGCUAGAGAGAUCUGCCAUGCAGCGACAAAGUUGGGUGUGUUUCAGAUAGUGAACCACGGGAUAGCUCCGGCGGAGUUGAAGGGUGUGAUUGCGGCGGCGCGUGGGUUUUUCGAGUUGCCGGCCGAAGAAAGAAGAAGGUAUUGGCGAGGGACUUCGGUGUCGGAGACGGCGUGGUUGACCACAAGUUUCAAUCCUUACAAGGAGAGAGUUUUGGAAUGGAGAGAUUUCCUCAAGUUUGAGUAUCUUCCUCAACGACACGACUUCGCUGCCACGUGGCCUUCCGUCUGCAAGGAACAAGUGAUAGACCACUUCAAGAAGAUCAAACCAAUUACAGAGAAGAUCUUAAACAUACUCAUCAACAAUCUAAACUCAGUCGUCGACGAGUCCAAUAAAGAAACUCUAAUGGGAACAAUGAGAAUGAACUUCAACUACUAUCCGAAAUGUCCUGAGCCAAGCCUGGCCAUAGGAACUGGUCGCCACUCAGACAUCAACACUAUCACUCUCCUCCUGCAAGAACACGGUGUAUUAAGCAGUCUUUACGCCCGAGCCACCGAGGAUGGUGACAAAUGGAUUAAUGUCCCUCCAAUUGCUGGAGCAAUUGCUGUUAAUAUUGGAGAUGUAUUACAGAUAUUGAGCAAUGAUAGGUAUAGGAGCGUGGAGCAUUGUGUGGUGGUCAAUAAGUGUUGUAGCCGGGUUUCCAUUCCGGUUUUCUGCGGACCGGUUCAUGAUUCGGUUAUUGAGCCGUUACCAGGGGUGUUAGAGAACAAUGAGAUGGCUCGGUAUAGAAAGACUGUGUAUUCAGACUAUUUGAAGGGUUUUUUUGGAAGACCUCAUGAUGGAAAGAAGACUAUUGAGUCGAUCAAAUUCCCAUGACAUGAUUUACAAAGCUUUAAAUCAUCACGAUGAUCUGCGGCUCAAAAUCGAGGAAAUAAGCUCUAUAUAUUGAGUUCAUGCAUGUCUUUAUAUGAAAAUAUCUUAUUUUACGCAACCAUUCAGCAAGUGAAGCACCUUUGAUCAAGAACCAAUCUGCUCAUUGAAUUGGACUCUUUUAACUUUUUUGAGUUAUGAUGGAAAUAUUGGUAUUGAACAACGGAACUCGUCAGAAAGCUAAGUUGAAAAAGAUCAUCAUCAUCAACAUUUUGGUGGUGGCCCGUUUUUUGGCGUAAAACAUAUCAGGAGCGUGAGCAUGGUGUGGUGGUCAAUGAAUUGAUGAAUAGUCAUAUGCACUUGUAACAUGGAGAAAAGUCUUCAAUAUGGUAUCAUGAGUGGAGACGCGGACACGCGGUCAUGAGUAGAUAUAGAUAGAUAUUGAGCCAUCGAUCUUUUCCUAAUUAGUGAGAGUGGAGGUGACGCUCUGUCGUGAUUCAUGUACAUCCACAAAGUUCACUUAUAUAAACAUAAUAAUGAAUAA
This is a messenger RNA of Arabidopsis lyrata subsp. lyrata, 1838 nucleotides long. RefSeq names its product feruloyl CoA ortho-hydroxylase 1. The transcript is spliced from 2 exons. Bases 221 to 1300 code for a protein of 359 amino acids. The record is from RefSeq and is a predicted model, not a curated record. Lineage: Eukaryota; Viridiplantae; Streptophyta; Magnoliopsida; Brassicales; Brassicaceae.